This is a messenger RNA of Perkinsus marinus ATCC 50983, 228 nucleotides long. RefSeq lists its product as hypothetical. The transcript has a single exon. The annotation marks the transcript as partial. Lineage: Eukaryota; Perkinsozoa; Perkinsida; Perkinsidae. The record is from RefSeq and is a predicted model, not a curated record.
AUUGGGCAGGAUACAAGGCAUCUCUCGAUGACAAUCUUCAACAGGUUCCAUGGUCUGCUUCAGUUGAUGCUAUCAACUCUGCCAUUACAUUAAGCAUCGUCCGGGCGGCUAGGGCCCACAUCCCUCGAGGGUGUGUAAGUUCUUACAAACCCUACUGGUCAAGCGAGCUUGAAGUCCUACGUAAACAGAAGAAUCGCAUACGCCACACUCUUCAAGUCCGUCGUAAAC